Lottia gigantea (owl limpet) is the source of this 2956-nucleotide messenger RNA. RefSeq lists its product as hypothetical. Bases 376 to 1047 code for a protein of 223 amino acids. The transcript has 11 exons. The record is from RefSeq and is a predicted model, not a curated record. Lineage: Eukaryota; Metazoa; Mollusca; Gastropoda; Lottiidae.
GUUAUAGAGACAACUCGGACAUCUCAUUUUUUAUGUGGAAAUCCCCGUUUUAUUUUUAGAAAUCACCGAGAGUAAAAUACAGAAAGCCAGAGAAGUUUCAGUUAAUGUCAACACGGCUUCUAAUCUCAUGAUACUGAUAGAUCUGGUGGACACUGAUAUUUAAACAACCGCUUUCAAACCUGACCAUCAUGUCUAACAGACCAACUGGAUUUACAGAAAGACAAUUCCAACCACGUUUUGCUCAAACACAAAGUGAAAAUUAUGCUUCAAUUCCAGACCAAGGUACACAGAGAAAUGAUCUAUGCCAUGGUGAAUAAAUUGAAUUACAGAAUUAAUUUCAAAUCAUUAGCUCAAUAAGAUACAGAACAGUAGGCAAUGGACAGACUAGAUGGUUGGGUUACUCUCUCAGAUAUUGGGGCAAUGGACAGACUAGAUGGUUGGGUUACUCUCUCAGAUAUUGGGGCUGAUGACGAUGAAGGCCAUGUUGGAAAAGGAGCUGAAAACAAACAGAACAGUUGGUUGGAGGUAGCAAAAUGUGAUAAUGACAGCUGUCAAAACGACUACAGACAGACGCCAGAUGAAAAUGUAAGAGCUGAAAAUAGGCCUGAUGCAUGGUACGAACCUUCUGUAAAUAGACAGAACAGUCCUGAAGACAACAAACAAAAUUUCCGUCCACCAGAAAGAAAUUGUAUAAAUGAUAUUAAAGGUAUAAAUGGUGUAACUCAGAAUAUUCCAGUUUCAGUUCCUCCAAAUAACACAGAAAAUACCGGCAGUAAACUAGUGAAACAUUGUUUUCAAGAAACUUUGGAUUAUUUAAACGAUCAACUCCUUCUUUGUUAUGAUAAAAAUUGGAAAUGUAUUGCAUCCCGACAUGGUUGGACAUUUGAAAGAAUUUCACAAUUUCAUUACAAACAUCGUGGUUCAGAGUUUAAAGAGUUAAUGUUAACUGCAGACUUUUGUAACUACACUGUCAAAGAGUUAUUGGGUGAUUUGAAAGAUUUAAAAAGAAUAGACUUGUUAAACAAUUAUCCUGUAAAAUGGAAUUAAAUGCUUCAGAUGGGACGCAGAAAAAUAUGUUAUCAAUUAAUAACAUUUUGAUUAUCAAGAGAACAUUUAUUUUUAAAGACCAAUGUAGCAGAAUUUCUUCACCUUGGCCUUUACUAGGGCAUAAAGCAUGUAGAAAAUUUAGUUCUCAUUUUUCCAGUUAUUAUCUGUUAUAACAUUUUAUAUACAUGGUCCUAUAGCUUUAAGUACUGUGAUUGAACAGAUGAUAUUUACUAUUCAAUGUUAAAAGCAAUCAGUCAAUAUUAUACAGAAGAAAUUUAUUCUAAGAUGUUAUUUUUAAGAUUUUUAUACACAUAAACUUGCAAUAUUGUACAUAAUAUAUUUUUCAGUUGUAAAUUUCUAUAUCGCUUCUGUAUUUCUAUACAAUUGAUGUAUUGAGCACUAUUUUAACAGUUAUACUUCUAUAUCGCUCUACAAUUGAUGUAUUGAGCACUUUUUUAACAGUGGUAUUUCUAUAUCACUCUAUAAUUGAUGUAUUGAGUACUAUUUUAGCAUAUUUUGUGAUCAGUGAGGUCAUGAAACACUAUAUUUUAGUGAAAUUGCCAGAGCCACAGACAAAUUGGUGCUAUCAGUGUCCCCAAUACACAUAGUUAUAGAAAACCUUUUAAAAACUCUUUAAUCAUAUUAUUUAUUUUGUUCUGUCUGAAUUAUUGCUUUUAUCAAAACUUUGUAUUUUUGACAGUUCCCUCUGUCAGGGAUGUAGGUAAAAGGGGCUGACAAAGAAAAAGCGUCUAGUCGUUCGGAAGGGACAAUAAACCGAGGCCCCCCGGUGCUACAGUCUGCGCAGGUUAGAUACAUAACAAUAGGAUCAUAAAGAGUUGGAAUUGAAAAGAGACAGACUGAUGCCUCAUUGCUCACUGCAUAGCAUUGCCAGUCUUUAUUAUCCUGGGGUGAAGAAAGUAAGACAUAACACUCCUUUCAUUUCACUUCAUCAGAGAAUAAAAUUAAAACAUUUGAUUAAAAUUUCCCCAUCUCAUACUGCAUGGCAUAGUCUAUCAUCAUUAGCCCAACAACAAAAUGGAGAGUAAAACUCCAUUCAUUUCCCUUUAAGUCAGACACUGCAACUUGAGUGGCUAAGCACAUUUCUUGGGGUUGCGGACACCUCAGAAUUGUCAGAAAUGCAACCCUCCAAGGUUCUUGUUUCCAAAAAUUUUAGACUCAUUGUUUCGCAACUUUGACUUUUUGCAGUGCCGAACUACACCAUCGUCACCAUCCCCCGGAAACAAUUCAUUUCUGGCGACGGGACUGAUUGUAACACUUGUCUCUGAGAAACAGGUGUAACCAUCACAUUGAACAUUAAUGUAAUAAAAAUGAUAACAUGUAUUACAAUAAAAAUGAGUUAAUCUUUAUUUUUUAAUUUGAAGGGUCUCUGGUUUCUGGAAUGGAAUCGCUACAUGAAGAAGGUUGGGAACCUCCGAUAUAAAGAGAUAAAAACAUAAAAUUGAUUAUUAUUAUGAAAAUAUUAAUAGAAAUAGCUUAAGUUAUAAUGUACCAAAUCAAACACUGCAAAAAUAAUUUGUUUACUACUUUUGUAUGGAAGCUUAAAAUUAUUCUAUUGUUUCACUAAGCUCUGUAAUGUAUCUGGAAUAUCCUGACCAAAAAUUAUACAAAUAUAUUCAUUUAUAAACGAUUGACAACGUUUUUACUUUAACAAAAUAAAGUUGACUUUGGUUAUUUAAAAUUUGAUUACAAAGUGCACCGCCUCAAGAUUUUUUAUUCAUAAUUCAGGCUAAAGAAAGUCAAGUCAAGGUUUAAAAUCAGUUUGCCGACCUCGGAGAAACUUGAAAGAAUGUGAUCCAAUCCCCUGAUUGCCAUAUCAGUUGUCUGAUUUAGUCCUAUCCUCUUGAAACUGAUGUAAAGUUGAAACUUCUGACAAAAACCCGCCAUUUUG